UUCCGAGCAGAGAGCGCCAGAAUCGUCCCUAUGUUGCUUUUGUGUGUGUGUUAUUCACGUGUAUUUGAGCUUUAGAAUAAUAUCUAAUAAUAUCUAAUAAUUUUUAUAUUGAGCGACGAUUUUAAUUAUUAAUUUUAUAUCUCAAUAACGAAAACAUGUAAUAGUAGCACUUUUAUUUGCAAGUUGAGUCAAUAUUCCGCAAAGUUAGCAAUUUUUUGACAAUUAAGGUUAUAGGAAAUUAUGGUACUUUAGUUUUGUUAUGGACAUUUCUAUCUUUUUUUCUUGAUUAUAAAAAUGAGUGUUAUUACCGAAUCCGAGAAGAAACGCUUGCGAUCCUUGAAGGAGAGAAAACAAGCAUUUAAAGCAAAAGGACAAGUUAUACAGCAAGCAUUAAGGAAUUUGGAUAAUACUACAAAAAAUAAAAAAAUUAUAUUUGAUGAUGUUGAUACACAACAAAACUCAAAAUUAAAGGAAAAGACAAAGAGAUUGUUUGACAGUGAUGAUGACAACAAUGAAAUGGAUUCUUUAUGGAAUAAAGAUGAAUUUAAAGUCAAGAAAAGUAAAAAAGCUACUCUUGGCAAUGAUGUGCGUUUUACUUUAGAUGAACGUUUCACAGAAGACAAUUGUGAGACUGAGAAAAGUAAAGUUAUAGAAGAUGAGGAAUGUAAUUUGCAGAGAGAGAAAGAAAAGCAAUUGGAUAUUUUGGAAAGCAUUUUAGGAACACCACUUACCAUAAAAAGCCAGGAAACAAAACCUGCUAAAGUUUACAGGCAGGGAUUGAUGAUACGAUAUGAUCCAACUGAAAAUGGACAUGAUGAAUAUGAAGUAAAAUCUGUGCAGCCAGAAACUAAACAAAAAAACACUAAGAAAAAAAAACAUGAUAAAUCUACGCCAGAAAUUGAGAAAUCUGCACCUCCAGUACCGGAAGUAUCCAAAGAUAUUUAUUAUGCUGUAUCUGACACUUUAGUAGAAAGCCUGAAAACAAAAGAAAAAUUUAGUUUGUUAAAAACACAUGGGAAGGAAAAAAAUGACACAGAAAAUUCCAAGGACAAUGCUAUAUCCCUUGUGGAAAAUAAUAAAGUCCAAAAAUUUAAAUUUAAUUUUAAUGUAAACAAUACAUUUAAGUAUGAUUCAUCUGAUGAUGAAAAUAUACAUGAAGAUGAAGCACCAGAUGUAGAUAAUCACAUAGUUGAUGUGACUAAAGAAAAUAGUCAACAAAAGAAUAGUUUAUUUCAAUAUGAGAAUACUCUGUUUUUUAAUAGCAGUGAUGUACGAUUUAAUGAGGCUAUAAAAUUUUUUGGCACAACAGCUACUUCAAAUCAUCAACUUAAUAAUUUAAGGCCCGAAUUGAAAGCAAUUGUACGUAAGAAAAUUCGUAAUAAUGAAAAGAGACAUCAGCCAUUUGGAAAGAAGAGAAAAAUAGAAAAAUCUUAAUAACAAAUAUUUUUCUUUAAAAAUAUAAUGAUAAAUAUAAAACUAUGUAACAUUAUUUUAAAUGACUAUUAUAAUGUAUAUAAUA
Messenger RNA from Monomorium pharaonis (pharaoh ant), 1519 nucleotides. Its product is annotated as nucleolar protein 8. The transcript is spliced from 6 exons. Lineage: Eukaryota; Metazoa; Arthropoda; Insecta; Hymenoptera; Formicidae. The coding region runs from base 295 to 1434 and encodes 379 amino acids. Gene Ontology annotation, molecular function: RNA binding. The record is from RefSeq and is a predicted model, not a curated record.